Daphnia pulicaria is the source of this 2850-nucleotide messenger RNA. Its product is annotated as 2',5'-phosphodiesterase 12-like. The transcript has 7 exons. The coding region runs from base 169 to 1950 and encodes 593 amino acids. The record is from RefSeq and is a predicted model, not a curated record. NCBI's taxonomy places the organism in Eukaryota, Metazoa, Arthropoda, Branchiopoda, Diplostraca, Daphniidae. Gene Ontology annotation, cellular component: mitochondrion. Gene Ontology annotation, biological process: nuclear-transcribed mRNA catabolic process, deadenylation-dependent decay. Gene Ontology annotation, molecular function: 3'-5'-RNA exonuclease activity.
UUGUGUUGACAGAAAAACAAGCAGACGACUGAGCUGAGCCAAACUUGCAAAAAAAUGUUCACGUGUGUAUAUUGGAAUAAUUUCGCAUCAAGUAUCCCAUAUUGACCACUACAAUAUCAGUUUAGGUGGCAUUGCUUCGUCGUUGUAUCGGAAGAUUAUUAACCUGCUAUGUUGAGCAGAACAUAUGGUGCCUUCCGUUUAAUUUAUAGAAGAGCAAGUAGUGCUGUCAACUCUCUUUUGAGUCAAGAAGACACAAGAAAUUCCACCAUGAAAGCAUAUUGUAGAACCAAGAGUGAAGAUCGUGUGGAUAUUCAGUUUCAAUAUGUAGAUCCUGUUAUAGGGUUGGACCGUUGGUUCAAUUUCAAUAGAUCAAUGGAUGAUAAUGUGCAACAAAUUAAAGAAAGAAUUGUUACAAAUAUUGACAAGGCUUGCUUAAAGUACAAGAAAAAGAAACUGAAGAAGUUGCCUACAGAUCCCUUGGAUGAGUUGAAGUUAGAAGUCCAACUGUUGCAGGGUUGUGAAAUAAUAGGUCCAGAGGUGACUUGUAGAAAUUUACUUGUCAUGCCAGAUGUUGUAAUUGCAGUAAAUGGUCAAUUAUACCAUUUAGAUGUUGACCCUCCUACAGUAAAAACUCUCAAGCUCCCUACUUCAAUUAUGGCAGGGUAUCAAGUUUAUCUAAGCAAAUUUGAAGUAGAGUAUUGUAUAACACGUGAAUGUGAACUAAUUUGGUACAAGAGCCAUGAGCCUGUAAAUGUCAUCCCAGAAGAUAGUUCUGAAACUUGGGUUCAAGUUGGAACAGGAUUCUCCUACUCUACUUCAAACUCAGACAUUGGCAGCUGGCUCAAAGUAAAAUGCAUUCCAAGGAAUUCAUCUAGAGUAGGAUUGCCUGAAUGUGCAAUCUCUUCCCAAGUAGUCGAAGCUGGACCUGGCCAGUGUCCUUUUGACAUCCGUCACAAUUUUACAAAAGAAUCAAUGGGCAAUACAGGUUUUCGAGUAGUGACCUACAAUAUCCUUGCCGAUCUAUACACCGAUUCUGAAUAUACACGUAAAGUUCUUCACCCCUACUGUCCUCCAUACGCGUUGGCAAUUGACUAUCGAAAGCAACUUAUCUUAAAAGAAUUAAUUGGAUACAAUGCUGAUAUAAUCUGUCUCCAAGAAGUUGAUGGUAAAGUCUUUGAUUCAGAUUUGAAACCUAUUUUCUCUUCAUUGGGUUUCGGAGCUGAAUUCAGCAAAAAAGGUGGACAAGUGAGUGAAGGAAUGACAUGUUUAUUCAAUACGUCCAAAUUUCGGCUGGUUGAAUCAUGUAGCCAUAUUUUGGCCGAAGAGUUGCCGAAAAAUCCAUUAGUUAAUGAUUUAUGGGAAGCUGUGCAAAAAAAUGAAGAUUUGUCUAAACGAAUCAUUGACCGUACUACUUCUUGUCAUCUUCUUGUCUUGGAGUCGCUGUUCAACGGUAAACGUGUAGUUGUAGCUAACACGCAUCUUUAUUUUCACCCAAAUGCGGACCACAUUCGUCUCCUACAAUCAUGUGUAGCUCUGCGCUUAGCACAAAAUUUGCGAAACUGUCAAUUGGAACUUGGAAAAGAAGUCUCCCUUUUAUUUUGCGGGGAUUUUAAUAGUACUCCAGGAUCCGGUGUCUUUGAACUGAUGACAUUACAACACAUAGAUCAUGACAACGAGGCGUGGUCAAGCAAACCAGAAGAAGCAGUGCGGGACUUAUCUCUUCAUAACCCAAUUGUGAUGGAAACUGCCUGUGGCACUCCUCCUUUUACUAAUUACACUAGUGGAUUCAGUGGUUGUCUUGACUACAUUUUUUUCGAAAAAUCCAAGCUCGUCGUUGAACAGGUUGUCCCCCUUCCCAGUCUAGAGGAAGUUACUCGACACUGUGCGCUCCCCAGUAUAGUGUUUCCUUCGGAUCAUAUUGCCUUGAUCGCCGACCUCAAAUGGGUGUGAUUUUAACUGCCGUUUGAACUAACUAGCAAAAACACCAUGGAAGGCUUAGGCUUCUCUAAAAAAUGUUAAAAAAAUUAAGCUAUAUGGGUUAUUACGUAAUAAUUAGUCUGUUGUCCAAUUGUCUGAAUUAUUCGUACUGUUGGCACUUGAACGAACAAUUUAUUAACUAUUGAGUAAGCCGAGAGCCACGAAUCAGCCUUUUUACGGGAAAAAGAAGCGUAGAUUUUUUAUUUCAAUUUGCACUAGCUUGUUGUUGCCCUCGAGCAAGAGAAUCGAACCACAAUUACAAAUCAUCCCAAAAGUCAUCCGUUCUUUGACCAUGUUUUCACUUUUGCGAUAAUUGAAAAUCGCAUCUGGUUUCAAAACUUUCAAAUUCUUGAAGAGGAUAGUCAACUUGCUGAAAAGAAAUAGGUAUUCUAAUUUAGUUUCCUUUGGUUUUUUUAAAAGAUUGUUGUUUAAAAUUAUUCGAACGUACAGGACGAUUUGUGUUGAAUCGCAUCAAAGUUUUCGAUGGUAGUUUAUGUUAUGCGUAAUAUGUAUGUUACGCCAAAUUUGGUAUGUUUAAAGAAUCUUUUUACCCUUAAAACAAAUCCUAACAUGUUUCUUCUUUAGUAUCGCCGAAUUACAAACAGGGUUAGUGUAUCGUCAGAAAAUUGAGAAAAAGUUUUCAAUACUCCUACUCCUAGGGUUUGAUUCACGAAUUGAUGAAAUUGUAGUAGUAAUAGUAAAAAAUUGUGAAUGAAGGAGUCACUGCCGUCAAUGAAAUUUUUCUUUAAUUUCUCAACGAAAUUGUUUAGCGUACCAUGAAUCAAGCUCACAAUGAAGGACUAAAUAAUGUCAAUUAGAACCACAUAGAAAAUGUUUUCCUCAGCAGCUUGUAGGAUUAAAGAAAAUAAGACA